Molecule: messenger RNA, 668 nt
Organism: Atta colombica
Lineage: Eukaryota; Metazoa; Arthropoda; Insecta; Hymenoptera; Formicidae
Exons: 2
Molecular function (GO): DNA binding
Source: RefSeq, a predicted model, not a curated record
AGUAGUAAUGUAGCAAGAUGUAAUCAUUGUAAGGUACAAUUUCUCAUACAUAAGAAUAGAUCCUUAGCUAUUUUACAUGAACACUUAGUGAAGAGACAUUCAGACAAAUUAAAUGAAGAACAGAAGAAAGAAGAUAAAUUCCAUUGGACUUGGGAUUAUUUUAUCGCAGAUAGCGAUAUAGAGGCAAUAUGCAAAAAAUGUAACUCAACAAUUAAGUAUCAAUCAGUAUCUUGUCUCAAAAAGCAUUUAAAACGUAUGCACAAGAUAUUGAGUCCAAAUUCAGAUCAUAUAGACAACGAGAGCAAUUCAGACAAUGACUUCAUUGCAAACGAGGAUCUAACUCAAAAGACAGACAGUUUUAUCCCAGUUCGUCGCUGGAUACGUGGACAUUAUACAAAAUUAACAAGUAGUAAUGUAGCAAGAUGUAAUCAUUGUAACGUACAAUUUUUCAUACAUAAGAAUAGAUCCUUAGCUAUUUUACAUGAACACUUAGUGAAGAGACAUUUAGACAAAUUAAAUGAAGAACAAAAGAAUGAAGAUAAAUUCCAUUGGACUUGGGAUUAUUUUAUCGCAGAAAGCGAUAUAGCGGCAACAUGCACAGAAUGUAACUUAACAAUUAAAUACCAAUCAGUAACUUGUCUCAAAAGUCAUUUAAAACGUAUACACAA